CCUAUAUGGGAAACAGCUAAUAGGAUCAGAAAGCCCUGCUUCAAGGACAUGAUUUGUGUAUAUAUAUUUAUUUGCUACUGUUAACAAACGCCGCUACUUAAAAAAAACAAAACAAGGACUAUCUGUAUCUGUACUUAAUAAUAGCUGCUAGUCAGUAUUUGCUUUCAUACGCACUUUGUCAAACCUGUGGAUCCCACUACAGAAUAUGAUUAUAGCCAGUGUAACGGUCUCAAAAAAAAAAGAAAAGGGUGUGAAAUGUCGUAAAGUAGAGAGUAAUUUCCGGCAUCUCCGCUGCGCUCUCUUCUUUCUUUUUUGGGUACCCUUUGCAAUGUCCUCGGUUCUUUGAAAAACACUACUCAGUGAACUGUGAACCGCUUUCUCUAGCGAUAAACAUGGCAUACUUACCUAUAGCUGCUGCAGUGGCAGUAGUCGCAGCAUUCACUCUCCAACUCGUUCCGGCACUCGCUCUUCUAAGCUCAUGCCGCAGCUCGUGCGGCAACGUUGCCAUAAAGUACCCCUUCGGAGUGGACGAUGGCUGCGGGGCUCCACAGUUCCGGAACAUGCUCAACUGCAACAGCACCACUGAACUCUUCUUCGUCACCCCUUCUGGCAACUACAAGGUGGAAUCCAUCGACUACGAUAAGCAAACAAUGGUGGUGUAUGACCCUGCCAUGUCCACCUGCUCCAUUCUGCAGCCUCACCACGACUUCAAGAUGACUGAUAUUCAGUCGGCCAUUAUACCUCCCACCUCGGACACCGUCUUUGCGCUUCUCAAUUGCUCCAUCGACUCCCCAGUGCUCAACCACUACAGCUAUCUCUGCUUCAACUUCUCGGGCCACUCGUGCGACGAGCUCUACGGCGCCUGCAAUGCCUUUCGGGUCUUCCAUUUCUUGACCAACUCUACUCCGCCCUGUUGCUUUACCGGGUACGACACCGUCAGGACGAUGAGCAUGAACAUAUUGGACUGCACGCACUACACCAGUGUGGUGAACACUGAUGGGUUGAGAGGGAUAGGGCCUCUGGAUUGGGUGUACGGCAUCAAACUCACUUACAUGCUCCCUGAAGGUGGCUGCCGACGAUGCACGCAGUCGGGCGGUACGUGUGGAUUUGACACCGAGACUGAGGGAAGGCUCUGUCUCUGCUCUGCUUCCUCUAACUCUACAAGAGAAUGCGGGGGUGGCACUUUCAUAAGCCAAGGGCACACAAGUACAACUACUAAUCCCUGGAAUAAGAUACUAUAUCUGCUUGCAUUUGGUAUGAUUCUGGAAGCAUUUUUCUCCUCCAUUAAUCCAAUCUUGUAGAUUGUUUAAUUGGGAUUUGAAACCUUUUCACUAUGUAUAAUCGUUAAGGUGUUUACAGAUGUUUCCAAGCUCUAAAAUUUUCCUGUGAAUGCUUGUGCUGAGCUCUACAAUUUUAGCCAGCAUUUAAUCAUAUAUUUAGUAAUAUUUAGAGAGCUCCGUCGAAGUUGUAAGGCUCUUAUUUUAGGCCCCGUCCGGGACUGUGUUUUAAAAAAUGUUAAAAGUUGUUUUUUUGAAAAAGUUGUGCAAUAAUACUCUUUGGUAGGGGUGCACA
Messenger RNA from Humulus lupulus (European hop), 1572 nucleotides. RefSeq lists its product as uncharacterized. The transcript is spliced from 2 exons. Gene Ontology annotation, molecular function: polysaccharide binding. Lineage: Eukaryota; Viridiplantae; Streptophyta; Magnoliopsida; Rosales; Cannabaceae. The coding region runs from base 393 to 1301 and encodes 302 amino acids. The record is from RefSeq and is a predicted model, not a curated record.